AUGACGCCCUCUCAGAAAGCCCGAUAUGGAUGCGAACCGGCGCGAAAAUGGAGAGCAGCAGUGCCACCUCCUCCACCCUUGUUGAAGCGUGCGGCUGGGGUAACCCAGCCAUGGCCUGUUCACCCCCAGCCAGCAGGAGGACAUGGCCACAGGUCCCACUACCAUCCUCCUAUUCCACCUGCUCCUCUUCCUCCUCCUCAGCUCCCUCUCUUUCACACCCGUCAUGCAGAAGAGAGUGCUGAACGGCCACGUCUGGUCACCAUCGUCCGCCCCUGUGGUCAAAGUACAAUGCGGAAGGUAACAGUGCUGCUGAACCGUCGUGGUGUGGUGUCCUUUGAGCAGCUGCUACUGGAUAUCUCAGAGGCAUUGGGGUUUCCUCGCUGGCACAGAGCCAGAGUCACGCGCCUGUACACAACCCAUGCACGAGAGGUGAAGGGCAUUUGUGACUUUUUCCGAGGUGAAGUGGCCUUCCUGGCGUUAGGGAAGGCUCGUCCGGAGCUGAGCAGUGUGCAGGAGGCGCUGGAGGAGCUUUUCCCAGAUCAUUCCCAUUACCAAGCCGAGGCCUUAAGGGCUUGGGAAAAGAGGCUCCGGCCCCCACCAGAUAAAGCAUCUAAGGCUGACAGUGGAUACAGUGAGGGAACAGAUGGCAGCGGGACACACAAUAACCAAGAGGCCCAGCAAAACAUAAAAACACAAACUAAGAAUCAUACAAAUACCCAUACACAACAUCCUGCUGAUACACACCACCCUGAAAAUCUAUAUCCCCAAAAAUCUCAUAAAAAGAAUUCUCACAGAAAACCAGCCUAUCCUCCCAACCACCUGCAGAGGCUGCAUGUGAAGGGUGGGGUCAUAGAGCGACCGCUGUCUGUCAUUGGUCCGUUUAAACAUCAGGAGGAUCUUAGGGACACUGUUAUUCCUUCUCCAACACUGUGUGAGAACUGUUUAGCAAGGAGAGCGAAAUAUCAGGGCCUAGAACGGAUGAAUCCUCUAACAGGGAGGGUUCCACUCCCUCCUGUGGCGAGGAAGCAAAUAGAAAAUUCUCUGACGGAACAAAAGGCAAGACAAUUGGAUGUUCAUCUCAGUCCUCCACCUCUGAACCCAGUGAAGAGAGAAGAAUAUAAGAGUCCUAGAGAUGUCACUCUGUCAGACAUUGAACGUUGCUAUGAAUUUGGACGUGUGGUUGGAGAUGGGAACUUUGCAGUAGUGAGGGAGUGCCGCCGCCGUGACAAUGGGGAGACCCUUGCCAUGAAAAUCAUUGAACGCUCCAAACUGAUUGGUCGCGAGCACAUGAUGCAGAAUGAGUUGAGCCUUUUGGGUAGUCUGUGCCACGCCCGCAUUGUGCGUCUGUACGCACACCACCACACGCAAACCCACUCAUACCUGGUGAUGGAGUUUGUGAGUGGGGGGGAUCUAUUCGAGGCCAUCACCGACAAGGGCAAGUUUUCAGAAGCAGAAGCAGGAAUGAUGGUGUCAGAUGUGAGUGAAGCGCUCAGUUACAUCCACUGCAAAAGCAUUGUGCACCGAGACCUCAAACCAGAAAACCUACUGAUAGAGCGUGUGGCUGCUGGCAUCUGCAGGCUGAAGCUGGGAGACUUUGGUCUAGCUAUGGUUGUGACAGAACCAGUCUUCACCAUAUGUGGCACACCCACAUAUGUAGCCCCAGAGAUCCUCUCUGAGACAGGUUAUGGGGUUCCAGUGGACGUUUGGGCUCUGGGGGUUAUUCUCUAUAUCCUACUGUGUGGCUUCCCUCCAUUUCGCAGUCGGGAUCGGGACCAGGAAGAGCUUUUCCAGCUAAUAAAACAGGCACAACUCCACUUCCUGUCCCCCUACUGGGACCCCAUCUCAGAGGAAGCCCGGCAGCUUGUCAGAGCUCUACUUCAGCCAGAUCCCACUAUACGGAUGACUGCAGAACAGGCCCUGCUGCAUCCAUGGGUGAAGGCUAUGGCUUCAAUCUGCAGGCAGAGGGCAGUCACAGACAAAGCUCAGAGGAACACAACAGCUGCUGGAACAGAAUCAGAGAGAGUCCAGAAACCUGUCCAGACAAAUGCCGCUGAAACACCGACAGACAAAAGAGCAGGACUCAAGGGCAGUGAGGCUGCACUCUCAAACAAUGCAGAGCUCAGAGGCCAUGAUGAGAAACAAACAGAGAUAAAGCAAGUGGACCAACCAUCAGAGACACAGCCAACAGGCAAAAGCACAGUCCACUCCACUGAGGACACACCUGGUCAGCAGACACCUGAGAGUAACCCUAUGGACUGUGGUUCACCCAGCAGGGAAGUGGUUCAGGAUGAAGGUCCAAAACUGUCAAACUGUGACACAGUCAGCCCAACCAGUCCAGGUGGUGAAUCCCAUCAACAGAGUGGCACCACAUCCCAAACUGAACUCCCAUCACAGCAAUUAGAUCAAAUACACAAAGCAUCUGCAGAUUCAACACCCCACACCCACAUACAGCCACAACCCACAACACAACAACCACCCUCUGAUCCAGCAGCACCAUCUUCAUCAACUCACUCUCUUCAUCAGCAGAACUCGACCCUUAACAAUUCUAACACUGUCACUGACCAGAAAACAGCAUCCACACUCUUUAACGCAGACCGAAAAGAGGACAAUUCAACCACAGAUGCAACGGCCAGCCAUUCUCCUGCAUAG
This is a messenger RNA of Sphaeramia orbicularis (orbiculate cardinalfish), 2649 nucleotides long. RefSeq names its product doublecortin-like kinase 3 (gene dclk3). Gene Ontology annotation, molecular function: protein kinase activity; ATP binding. The transcript is spliced from 8 exons. Gene Ontology annotation, biological process: intracellular signal transduction; protein phosphorylation. Lineage: Eukaryota; Metazoa; Chordata; Actinopteri; Kurtiformes; Apogonidae. Bases 1 to 2649 code for a protein of 882 amino acids. The record is from RefSeq and is a predicted model, not a curated record.